Molecule: messenger RNA, 939 nt
Organism: Trichosporon asahii var. asahii CBS 2479
Lineage: Eukaryota; Fungi; Basidiomycota; Tremellomycetes; Trichosporonales; Trichosporonaceae
Product: genome maintenance protein
Exons: 1
Coding region: 1-939 (312 amino acids)
Biological process (GO): interstrand cross-link repair; recombinational repair
Cellular component (GO): mitochondrial chromosome; mitochondrial nucleoid
Molecular function (GO): single-stranded DNA binding
Source: RefSeq, a predicted model, not a curated record
AUGAUGCUCCGACGCGCCUUCUCAUCGUACUCGACAGCGCGAGCUGUCGCCGCCGCGCCGCGCGCCACUACGACAGCUACAGCUACGGCUGCGAAGCCCGUCGCUCGCGCAACCCCUGCUCGGACAACAGCGACAAAGACAGCUGCAGCGCGGACCGCGACGCCGACAGCAGUCAAGGCGACAACAACGCGGGCGAAGCCGCGACUGCUGCAGGAGGACGCCGACUUCCCGAUGCCGCAGGAUGUGGAGAUUGCGAAGCCGCCCGGACUCGUGGGCGAUGCGGCGCCGCGGGAUGCGGCCGCGUCGGAGCCCUACUCCUCUGUGGCCGAGGAGGUGCCGACGAGCAGUUUCGCAGCGUACGUCAACUACGACUCGGGUUCGUCGUCACUCGCCCCCCUCGCCGAGGAUGUGGACUGGACAACGAGCUACCGCGGUCUCUCGACCCGGCCCUUCACCCCCGAAGCGGCUGCCGCCCUCCUCCGUCCGCUCUCGAGCGAGGACGUCGAGAUCAAACCUGACGGACUCCUCUACCUCCCCGAAAUCAAGUACAGGCGGACGCUGAACAUGGCCUUUGGCCCGGGAGGGUGGGGCAUGGUGCCCCGGUCCGAGGUGGAGGUCGGGCCGCGCAUCGUCUCGCGCGAGUGGGCCCUGGUGUGUCUGGGCCGGCUCGUCGCCGUCGCGCGCGGCGAGCAGGAAUACUUUGACCCCUCUGGCGUGCCGACAGCGAUUGAGGCGAGCAAGUCGAACGCCCUGAUGCGCUGCUGCAAGGACCUCGGAGUCGCUAGCGAACUCUGGGACCCACGGUUUAUCCGCAAGUUCAAGGCGGAGCACUGCGUUGAGGCCAUGGUGGAGCAUCAGAGGGAUAAGAAGAAGAGAAAGCUGUGGAGGAGGAAGGACGCAAAGUUUGAGUACCCAUACAAGGAGGUUGGAAAGCUCUAG